Molecule: messenger RNA, 1027 nt
Organism: Astrephomene gubernaculifera
Lineage: Eukaryota; Viridiplantae; Chlorophyta; Chlorophyceae; Chlamydomonadales; Astrephomenaceae
Source: the annotation of a GenBank genome assembly
GGUAAAUGGGCCCCGCCAUAACGCAUAAUCGCUGGGAAAACAUCUGGAAUUCUGUGAUCUUGUUCAGCGUAGACUGCGGCAGUUGAUAUCUCAGUUCUCCUAUUCUUAGGCGUGCAUUAUUAGCAGUUCACACACCAAUUUAAAGUGUUCUUGUGAGGACAGGUGGCUUGCGGCAGCAGCGAGCAAUGCCUGCCGCAAGCCACCAAGGUUUACUGCAUGCAGCGUUUAUAGUGAGCACGGAUUCCAGUCUGCAAGGAGAUGAUGACAAAGAGGACCGCAGCCUGUUGUAUGCAUUUCCCGAUGGCGUGUCCGCGGGCAAUGCUGGUGGCCACAUUAAUUCCUUCAAGUCGGUCAGCUUGGCCGUGCGAGGUGUCCUCGACAGCAUCUGUGGCGAAAAGUCCAAGCUGGUUCACCUGGAGCAGGAGGGCAGCCGGCUGCUGCUGGCCUCGGUGCACCUGGAGUCCGUGAUGCUGGUGGUUGUGUUCCGCAGCCUGGUGCCCCCCGCCGCCGCCACCCGCCUGGCUCUGGGGCUGGCGGAGAGCCUGGUGCUGCUGCUGGGGCCCUGCACGGCUUGGGGGCUGGGGGGCGGCAGGGAUGCGAGUAGCCCGGCGGCCCUGAGGCGGCAAGCUGAGACGCUGGCCACCCUGGACCGGGUGUUCGGCGGGCUACUGAGCCAGGUGGCGGGUCCGGGCUGGGGCACGUCACUGGCGCCCUGGACCAGCUUCGAGUCCUCCUGCCUGCACCUGCCUCUGCCGCCCCGGCUGCAGCAGCGGCUGGCCGCCCUGGCUGCCGACCACGCCGCACAGCACCGCAAGGCGCCCUUCAGCUUCUUCAGGAAGAACUCCUGCCUCAUGUACAGGGGCCUGCUGCUUGCCUCCGACCUGCACCCCCCUCACGCCCGACAGAUCUGGACGCUGCUGUGGGCUCUAGGGGUGCUGCAGCCGCGCCACAGCGGCGGCCUGCCCUGCCAGAUCCUCACCCGCAUCAUCCACCUGCCACUGCCGGCGGCGGGAACCACCACCACCAC